Cylicocyclus nassatus is the source of this 1857-nucleotide messenger RNA. The record is from the annotation of a GenBank genome assembly. NCBI's taxonomy places the organism in Eukaryota, Metazoa, Nematoda, Chromadorea, Rhabditida, Strongylidae.
CAGUUAAAAAUGAACGAACGUGCAACCAUACUAUGGCUCAUAGCACUAUGCUCAUAUUCUAUGGCAAAACCAGCACAUAUUAUACUACCACCAGAACCAGCAGAACCAUCAACAACGAUAAGUCCAGAAGAUAAAAGCUUAGUUGAGGACCAUAUUCGAGAGAUAACAGAUGCACCAGUCGAUGUAAGGAAAAUUGUCUGGGAAGCAGAAGAACGAGUUCUGAAUAAGACUCAAACAUGCGAUGCGAGCAACGCUCCAGGGCGGUACAUGAUCUACUGCAGUGGGAAACUGCUACAAGCAGUUAUGGCUGUCAAACUUCACGAUGAUUCAAAGACAUUCGUGGACAGACCCAUGAAACCAGGACGUAAUGGUCCGGAUUUGCUCGCACAGUUCGAGAAACAAUUUCCUCAACCAGUCAGUCAGCUCCAAAGAGACGACGUGAAGGCGUUUGUGGAUGCGAAUUUCGAUGAGGAAGGACACGAGUUGAAAAGCUGCAAUCUCAGUGACUGGACCUCCAAUCCAAAGAUGUUCAAGCUUAUCAAAGAUGAUAAUCUCCGAACUUUUGCCCUUCAACUCAAUGAUAUUUGGAAGGAACUCUGUCGAGAAAUAAAGCCGGAAGUGAAGGAAUAUCCGGAACGCUACUCGCUGAUCUACGUUCCUCAUCGUUUUGUAGUGCCAGGAGGACGUUUUCGUGAAUUCUACUACUGGGACGCAUACUGGAUCGUCAAGGGUCUUCUUUUAUCCGGAAUGCACGAUACAGCUAAAGAAAUGAUCCUAAACUUCGCUCAUAUGAUUAAUACCUAUGGAUUCGUACCCAAUGGAGGUCGAAUAUACUAUUUGCGACGAUCUCAACCGCCACUGUUUACUCCGAUGGUUUACGACUACUACGUAGCUACAAAAGACAAAGAAUUAGUCCGGGAUAUGUUGCCAGUCGUUGAAAAAGAACUUAACUUCUGGAAGGCAAACCGCUCAAUAACGCUCAAUGUAGAUGACGAGAAGAUUACCAUGUUCCAGUACAGAACUCCUUCAACUGUACCAAGACCAGAAUCAUAUCGCGAGGAUGUCAUGACUGGCGAAGCGAUUUCGGAUGAAAACGAGAAACGACUUCUUUACCAAAAUCUGGCUAGUGCAGCUGAAUCCGGAUGGGAUUUCUCUAUUCGAUGGUUUGCCGACAAACAAAAUCUGGCCACGAUCGAGACCACCAACAUUAUACCAGUUGAUCUCAAUGCCUUUAUUUGCUACAAUCUUCAUAUCCUGGGCAAUCUCCACGGUGUGCUUGGAAACCAAAAGAAAAGUGCUACAUGGAUCGCAGAGUACAUCAAAUUCCGAAGACAAUUCCAAAAAGUUUUCUGGGUAGAAAACGCAAAGGGAUGGUUUGACUAUAAUUUGAGGACGAAACAGCACAACACCGACUUCUACGCUUCUAUUGCUGCUCCCCUGUUUACUCAGUGCUAUGAGCCAUUGAGUACAGAAAAGGCGGACGAAUUAUACGAUAAGUUGGAAGAGAUAGGAGUAUUCAGCUUUAGCGGAGGACUUCCAAUGAGCUUACAAAAGCAGAGCACUCAACAGUGGGACUUCCCCAACGGUUGGCCUCCUCUCAACCAUAUGAUGGUCGAGGGAUUACGUAAAAGUGACGACCCAAGACUGCAACAAAAAGCCUAUGUACUAGCAGAAAAAUGGGUCAUGGCUAAUUACCAAGUUUUCCAAGCAGACAAAGCUAUGUGGGAAAAAUACGAUGUGGUAGCCACAAAGCCACGUUUGGGUGGUGGAGGCGAAUAUGAUGUUCAGUUAGAUAAGGGCGACAACAUAGAAGAUUCCAAUUUGGAUCAUCAUAAGAGUGUUAACAAAGACGUAUAA